Messenger RNA from Rhodamnia argentea, 722 nucleotides. RefSeq lists its product as uncharacterized. Lineage: Eukaryota; Viridiplantae; Streptophyta; Magnoliopsida; Myrtales; Myrtaceae. The record is from RefSeq and is a predicted model, not a curated record. The transcript has 3 exons. The coding region runs from base 82 to 699 and encodes 205 amino acids.
GGAGAACUUCUCUGUUUCUCACACACAGGCAUACAGAGGGGGAGAGAGAGAGUCGGGUGUGAGAUUUGAGUGAGGGCUAUCAUGGCUUCAGCUGCAAAAAGGAGAAAAGCCGCUAGGAAGAAGAAGAAGGAACUGGAGAGCCAAAUCGCCAGCAACCUUCCCGAAAAUGGUGAUCUGAUAAGCGAAAAUGAGAAGGAUAGUGAUGGCGGUGUCCAGAAUAAUUCCCCAACAUCUGAGGACCACCCUCGCUCAUUCGAUGAGGACAAGGAGGACUUGAAUGGUGGAGAAUCGCUGUCUCCUCCGUUCGCAUCUAUGAACAAGCCUCUAGAGUCAAAUGCGGUUGUGCAGAUUGUUGAGGAAGUGGAAGCCGGAGAUAAUUCACAGAUCGAGUGGAGGGAUGUCGAGGAAGCUGUUGGCGACGAAACUGAUGGCCAAGGAAGUGAGUUGAAGUCUAGCGGUGUUCUUACAAUUAAGGUUGUCAAGAAAGAGGAAACCCAGGGAGAGCUGGAGAGCGCAGGUAUCUCCCUUGAGAGGCUUGAGUCCACAAAGGAGUCGUGCAAUGGAGAGAGUGAGAGCUUGCACAUGGCGAGUUCAGCAGAGAAGCCGCCUGAGUGUCCGAUGACUCCAAGAGCGGCGAGAAGGACUUCAUGGAUGAAUUGCUGUGGAUUGCUUGAAGUCAUAACUGGGUCCAGGACAUAAUUUUCGGGUUUUGGUUUUACAUU